Molecule: messenger RNA, 381 nt
Organism: Tupaia belangeri chinensis (Chinese tree shrew)
Lineage: Eukaryota; Metazoa; Chordata; Mammalia; Scandentia; Tupaiidae
Gene: SPINK1
Product: serine peptidase inhibitor Kazal type 1
Exons: 4
Coding region: 94-333 (79 amino acids)
Molecular function (GO): protein binding; serine-type endopeptidase inhibitor activity
Source: RefSeq, a predicted model, not a curated record
AGCAGCCUAUAUGGCCUUCCAGUUCCAGGGUUCUGAAGAGAAGCAGCAAUUUCGGUGCAGUUUUCAUCUGAGCUCUGGACACAGACUUCAGCCAUGAAGAUAAUAAGCAUCUUCCUGCUCAGUGCCCUGGCGCUGCUCAGUUUAUGUGGUAAUACUAGAGCUGAGUCCUUGGGAAAAAAGGCUCAUUGUAAUGGUGAAGUAAAUGGAUGCCCCAGGAUAUAUAACCCUGUCUGUGGGACUGAUGGAAAUACUUACGCCAAUGAAUGCAUACUAUGUGUUGAAAAUCAGAAGCGCCAGAUUCCUGUCCUCAUUCAAAAGUCUGGACCUUGUUGAGAACCAAGAUUCUGAAAUCUCGUAACUUCACCAUGGUGCUUUGGCAUU